AACACAGUUCAGUGUUGCUUCUUUGCAGUUCGCUGGUUACUUUUUUGUUACGAAACUGAUCUUUCGUAUCAACUCACGGUUUUAUUUAUUUUUACUACAGCCUACUCACGGUCUUUUUUUUUAAUUUGUGGGAUCAAGCUCUGAGGAUACACUAUGAGAUUCUUUAUUUUAUUAGUAAUUGCUGGUGCAGCAGUAGCCCAAAAUCAGUACCAAAAUCAGGGCCGUCAACAACAGCAACAACAAUAUCAAGACGAUGAACAACAAAGGUCACAGAUAAAUGACAGGCAAUAUUCUACAACAACUUAUAUUCCAAUUUUGCAGUGGAACAAAGAGCAGGAGCAUGAUGGAACAUACCGAACAAGCUAUGAAACCGGCAACAACAUAAUUGCUGAAGAGAGUGGAUACAUAAGAUCUACAGGAGAGGGCGAAGACAAGGUUGAUACUCUUGUACAGUCGGGUAGUUACUCUUACACAAGUCCUGAAGGUCAAUUAAUUUCUGUAACUUACACCGCUGACGAAACUGGAUUCCAUGCGAUUGGUGAUCAUAUCCCAACACCACCACCUGUCAGUGAAGAAAUCCAAAAAGGACUCGACCUUAUUUACGCUGGUAUCAAAAAGCAACAGGAGGAAGCGGCACAUGAUCAGCAACCACCUAAAGAAACGCAACUUUUGAGCCAACAACGUCUCGACCGACAAGAAGACAACAAAAAAUACCGUUUUUAAUAAAUUUAAUGAUAAGGUUAAAUAAUUAAAUUGUUUUAUCAAAUAGAGCGAGAUGGAGACUACGAUAGUCAGACUAUCAGAUCGAUUUCAAUAAAUAUUUUUUUAUAACUAUUAUUAAUAUUGUGAUGGUAAAUAUCAUUAUGAUUAUUAAUUUUUUUAUGAUCCUGAAGUUGGCAGACAAUUAAAAAUUUUCGGAUUUUUUUUUUUUCAACAAAUUAAUUACAAAAGAAAAAAAAUAAAAAUAUGCACGUGUAGAAAAUUCAAAAAACUGUAGGUGCAAUUUUUCAAAUAUUUUUUUUUUAAUAAUUUGUCGUUAUAAAAAAAAUUCAAAAAUUAUUAGACGUCUGCCAACUUCAGUAUCAUAUUUUUUUACGUCUUUUUAAUUCAUCUAUUGAGAUGAUGGUACUGAAUAAUAAUCUGUAAUCGGCUAUUUUUUAUUUUUAUAUUAUUAUUACUGUAUAUGUAUUGUAUUUUGUAAUGUAUUUUUUUUAUAGUAAUAAACUGGAUUAUGAAGAGCAAUUA
Molecule: messenger RNA, 1245 nt
Organism: Microplitis mediator
Lineage: Eukaryota; Metazoa; Arthropoda; Insecta; Hymenoptera; Braconidae
Gene: Cpr49Ah
Product: endocuticle structural glycoprotein SgAbd-2
Exons: 4
Coding region: 154-723 (189 amino acids)
Cellular component (GO): chitin-based extracellular matrix
Molecular function (GO): structural constituent of chitin-based larval cuticle
Source: RefSeq, a predicted model, not a curated record